Molecule: messenger RNA, 1269 nt
Organism: Ilyonectria robusta
Lineage: Eukaryota; Fungi; Ascomycota; Sordariomycetes; Hypocreales; Nectriaceae
Product: cupin-like domain-containing protein
Exons: 3
Coding region: 1-1269 (422 amino acids)
Molecular function (GO): 2-oxoglutarate-dependent dioxygenase activity
Source: RefSeq, a predicted model, not a curated record
AUGGCGAGGGACAAUGCGGCAGAGUCGGCUCAGCGCGCUCGCAUCGUCGGCGUCGCGCGGCGCAGAGGGAGAGCCGACGGGGAUUUGAUCACCUUUGGUGGGCCGUCGAACCGUCGUCCUCGACUGGCGAGAAGAGGGUCGACCGCUGGUGGUUUGCCCGGCGCCGACAGUGGUUUUGAUUAUUUUCUUUUCCCUUUUCCUACGUCUAUAUCGUCCAACACAACUCCCAUGCGGAAGACCACGAGUCUCUGCUUCACCCAAUCGCGGCCAUGGCUCAGCCAACUCUAUAAGACCACCCGUCGCCAACUCACCACCCAGCCCAUUCCCCUAACACCAUCCCCUCCCGAACUCUCCAAUAUCCAGAACUUCCGGGACCAGGCUCUAGGCCCUCAGAAACCCUUCCUCUUCGCACGGGAUACCGGCUCUUCAACAAACCUCCUACCCGCCGCGAGCAAGUGGUUCCACCAGGAUGGCAUCAACGACUCAGCCAAAGUUACACCUCCAUGGACUCUGACACCGUACAUGAUUCAGUUCCAGGAAUGGCCUUUCCCCUACGAACUUGUCGCACCGUUGCCUAAGAAUCAGGAGGCCCUAAUUGCCUUUCGUAACUGGCUCCUCUCCAGCAAGGAACCUGUAGACCAUAUCCUCACCAGCAUCCUCGAGCCGUCUAUAGCGGAUUUGGGCAGGCAAACAUUCUUCCAGCUCUUUGCGCCGCUCCGUCUUCUCAUCAAGGCCCUCGAGUUCAACCACCUGCAAAACCACGAGCACUCUGAACCCGUGGAACUCUACAUCGCACAAUCAUCCCUCACGGAGCUCCCCACCGCGCUACAAGAUGACCUUCCCACUCCGGAACUCGUCCGGAGUGCUGGCAAGGGCGACGUCUAUAGCUCCAGUAUCUGGCUCGGCACGGAACCGACGUACACGCCGUUACACCGGGACCCAAACCCCAACUUGUUCUGCCAACUCUGCAACACAAAGCUCAUCCGGCUUAUGCCCCCAGCCCCUGGUGAUCGGCUGUUCUUUGAGGUGCAGAGGCGCAUCCACCAGCAAGGCAACAGUCGCAUCAGGACAGUGGAGAUGAUGGAGGGCAAGGAGCGCGAGGCUCUUCAUGAGGUCAUAUGGCAACCGGAUACCCUUCCAGACCAAUUGUACGAGGCCCAGUUGGGACCCGGAGAUUCUUUAUUUAUCCCCAACGGGUGGUGGCAUUCUGUCAAGAGUAAGGGUUCUCAAGGACACCUCAAUGGAUCCGUCAAUUGGUGGUUCCGAUGA